This is a messenger RNA of Naegleria fowleri, 855 nucleotides long. RefSeq lists its product as uncharacterized. The coding region runs from base 1 to 855 and encodes 284 amino acids. The record is from RefSeq and is a predicted model, not a curated record. Lineage: Eukaryota; Heterolobosea; Eutetramitea; Acrasida; Naegleriidae. The transcript has 3 exons.
AUGACUCAAAGCAAACAUCAGAUCAUCCUUCUGAACGGAGAGAUGGCUUCAGGCAAGAGCACCACCUUGCAAUUUCUGGUUCGAAAAUUGCAACAAGACUCAAGUGGUGGUGAUUACGGAACAUCCACCAAAACCAUUGACUUUGUCGGAUUCAUUCAACCUUCUGUCUUUGCGUGGGACAAUAAGCCACCAUGCACCAACACGAGCAAGACAACGGACACAUCUUGUUCCAAUCACUCUUUGGAGUCUCUUGUGUUGAAUGAGACUCAUCGGAAGGCCAUUGAAAUUCAUUUCAUUGAUUCCUCCAAAGAAGGAUCACAAAUAUUCACGUUGGCCACUCUCAAUCCAGAAUUCAAAUCUCUUGAUCAUGAGCCUUCAUCAAACAUGAUCAAAGUGAUGGAAGAAAAUAUUAAGUCCAAACGUCCUCAACAACCAAGAUGGUUAUUCAACAAUGAAGUAUUUGAAAAGAUCAAAACUCUCAUGCUCUCAAGUAUGGAACACUUGACGAGAAAUGCAUCCAAUUCAAAAAGUGGUGAGAGAAAGAUUGUUGUCAUGGUGGAUGAAUUGGGAUGGUUAGAAAUGGAAGGAAAAGGUCAUUGGCCAACAGUAGAGUUGCUCCUCUCCCAAUAUGGUAAAUUAGAGAAUAUUGUUUGGGGUUUUACAGUGAGAAGCACUUUGCGAGAGGACCACACCCAACGCAUGAAGCAAACCUUCAAAAAUUGUGCAAACAUUUGCGAGGAUGAACUAGAUCUGCACAUCUUUGAAUUGAAAAAGUCAAAUCCAACUCAAGAAAAGGCUGAUAAUUUCGAUCAAGUGUUGGAGCAAGUAUUGGCAUGUAUCAAGAAGAGUGAAUAG